AUGCCAUUUUUAAGGUUAAGGUACAAAGCUCUUUGUGUUUCUUUUAAUGCCAAUUUGAUUCUUCAUCCUCGAUUAUUACACUCAUUCAAUAAUCCUCUUCCUUCGUUCAUUCCCAAUGUCGACGACGCUGCUUCCUCUUUCAAUCGCAUCCUUCGUAUGAACAACCCUACUAAACCUAUAUUUGAAUUUAACAAGAUCUUAUCUUCUCUUGUUAAGUUGAACCAUUUUCAUACUGCUAUUUCCUUUUAUAAACAAAUGGAAAUCAAACCAAUUCAACCUAGCAUUUUUACUUUAACCAUCUUGAUUAAUUGUUUCUGUCACCUUGGUCACCUAAAUUUUGCUUUUUCUAUAUUGGCCAAGAUUCUCAAGCUGGGUUUUGAACCUAAUACCAUAACAUUGACUACACUUAUGAAAGGUCUUUGUCUUAAUGGUAAAGUUAAGGAAGCUCUUUACUUUCAUGAUGAUGUUAUAGCAAAGGAGUUUCAACUUAAUCAAGUUAGUUAUGGGACCUUGAUUGAUGGGUUAUGCAAAGCAGGAGAAACAAGAGCUGCCAUGCAGGUUCUUAGAAAUAUUGAUGGGCUGUUGGUUCAGCCUAAUGUGGUCAUGUACAGUACAAUUAUUGAUAGAUUAUGCAAGGAUAAACUUGUAAUUGAUGCUUUUGAUUUAUAUUCUGAAAUGGUUGCCAUGAGAAUAUUUCCUAAUGUGGUUACCUAUAAUACUUUAAUAUAUGGCUUUUGCAUUGUGGGUCAAAUGAAACAAGCAAUUGAUUUGUUAAAUGAAAUGUUGUUGAAAAACAUCAGCCCCAAUGUUGUAACUUUUAACACAUUGGUUGAUGGUUUAUGUAAGGAAGGAGAGAUGAAAAAAGCUAGAAAAGUGUUAGCUUUUAUGAUAAAACAAGGCGUGGAACUUAAUGUUGUUACUUAUAGUUUUUUGAUGGAUGGGUAUUUCUUGGUCAAAGAAGUGAAUAAGGCCACAUUUGUGUUCAACACUAUGGUUAGAAGGGGAGUGACUUCUAAUGUUCAUAGCUAUACUGUCAUGAUUAAUGGACUAUGUAAGAAUAAAAUGGUGGAUGAAGCCGUUAAUCUCUUUAAAGAAAUGCAUUUAAAAAACAUGGCUCCUGAUAUUGUAACAUACAAUUCACUUAUCGAUGGUCUUCUCAAAUAUGGGAGAAUCUCUGAUGCUUGGGAUCUUGUAAAUGAGAUGCAUAAUAGAGGCCAACCUGCUGAUGUGAUCACUUACAAUUCCUUAUUGGAUGCUUUGUGCAAAAACCAUCAGGUUGACAUGGCAAUCACAUUAUUUACGAAGAUAAAAGACCAAGGAAUUCAGCCGAAUAUAAAUACAUACACAAUACUUGUCGAUGGUUUAUGCAAAAAUGGAAGACUUAAGGACGCGCAAGAGGUCUAUCAGAUUCUUUUGAUUAAAGGCUAUCAUUUAGACGUGAGGAUGUAUACUGUUAUGAUUAAUGGCCUUUGUAAAGAGAGCUUGUUCGAUAAAGCAUUAUCCUUACUGUCAAAAAUGAAAGACAAUGGUUGCACCCCUAAUCCUGUAACUUUCGAAAUUCUUAUCCGUGCUUUGUUUGAAAACGACAUGAAUGAUAAGGCAGUGGAACUUCUUCGUAAAAUGAUUGUUAGAGAUCUACUAUAA
Medicago truncatula (barrel medic) is the source of this 1644-nucleotide messenger RNA. Its product is annotated as pentatricopeptide repeat-containing protein At1g12775, mitochondrial. Gene Ontology annotation, molecular function: protein binding. The record is from RefSeq and is a predicted model, not a curated record. The coding region runs from base 1 to 1644 and encodes 547 amino acids. NCBI's taxonomy places the organism in Eukaryota, Viridiplantae, Streptophyta, Magnoliopsida, Fabales, Fabaceae. The transcript has a single exon.